AUGACAGACAGUGGAAGUGAGAGCGGAAGUGCCGAUUUGGAGAAGAGCGUCGACAUUUCUUUAAAAAUGGAGUCGGUUUUACAACCACCACCGCCAUUCUCGUUCGAGAAUAAUCUAGUUAAUGUGACUUCCGGAAAUUUAAGUGCUGAGUGGGACAAUUGGAAGAAAUCUUUUAAAAUCUAUUUCGAAGCAUGUGAACCUUCAGCGAAAACUAAUAAAGUGCAAGUAAAUAUAUUGUUGCAUGUCAUCGGAACCAAAUGUCGAGAGGUGUACGAGCAAUUUACAAACAACGACACGGAUACGGUGGGAGACUUGCUACAGAAGUUUGAUGCGUUUUUUGUUCCGGUAAAAAAUUUGGCAGUCGAAAGGCAUAAAUUUUUUAAAAGAGAUCAGAAGGAGUUAGAGUCAACCGAACAGUACAUGUUUGAACUAAAUAAGAUAGCAGCCAAAUGCGAGUUUGGAGAAUUACGUGAUGGAUUACUGUGCAGCAGGUUCAUAUGUGGUGUGAGAGAGGUGACCCUUUCGGAACGGAUGCUGAGGGAACCAGACAUUACAUUAAAGAAAGCCAUGGACAUAUGCAAGUUAGCGGAGAUGUCAAAAAUACAGGCAUUGAAUAUAAAAACAAAUAGUGUCGAACAGCACGUACACGAAGUUUCACAAAACAAUAAUCAAUCCGGAACUAAAACCUGUGACGUGCAUGUAGUAAAUAGGCGUUAUGCCUCAGCCGCCAUAAACCGCCCGCGCCGGCCGCCUCACACACCGAUGCGAUCAAACGCGCCCAGCGGUGCUCGGGAGCAACAGACAUAUCAUACCAGAUCUUCAUUUUCCACUCCUAACCCCAGAGAGAGGACGUUUAAUCGUUACAACAAUCCAUCACCGCAAGGAACUUCAAGUGAACCGCAGAGAACUUUUAACGGCUGUAGUAAUUGCGGUCAUGCACACAGAAGGAUGGAGUGCCCCGCGUUCGGAGUACGGUGUAACAAUUGCAAUCGGAUGAAUCACUAUGCGAGAAUGUGUCGAUCGUCGCGUCGAGUGUACGAAAUACAAGAGGACUCCACCGAUCAGGUAAUCGCUCAAGUUAAUAAUGUUAACAGUGACUGGUCAGUAAAUUUAGAGAUAAAUAAAGGGUGUAUUACGUUUAAUCUAGAUUCUGGAGCGCAGGUAAAUGUAUUGCCUAAAAGAUUCUUGAGUAAAAUCCAGUUAUCAACUGAUGAUUUAACUCAAACAUCAACAACGUUGCGUGGCUAUUCUGGGGAAGAGAUUGCCGUAUUGGGAAAAUGUUAUUUAAAAGUAGUUUGCAAGGGAAAUACAUAUUUUUUGAAGUUUAUAAUUGCCGAUGUUGAUUCGUGUCCGGUACUUGGUAGGAGUUCAUGUGAGGAAUUAAAUUUAGUUAAACUAGUUAGGUCUAUUAGCGAACAUUCUCCAAGUGAAAAAAUAUUAGACGAGUUUUUAGACAUUUUCGAGGGUAUGGGUUGUUUGCCAGGGGAAUAUAAAAUACAGUUAAAAAAUGACGUUUCCCCAGUAGUCCACGCUCCGAGAAAGCUACCGUUAGCAUUAAAAGAUCAGAUAAAAAACAAAUUGGAUGAGAUGGAAAGGGAAGGUAUUAUUUCAAAAGUAGAGGGUCCAACAGAUUGGGUAAACAGUAUGACUGUAGUCAAGAAGCCAAAUGGUGAUUUACGCUUAUGCCUGGACCCCCGCGAUUUAAAUAAAGCAAUUAGGCGCGAAUAUUUUAAACUGCCAACGUUUGAGGAAAUUACGGCGGAGUUGUUAGGUGCGAAGUAUUUCAGCACAUUAGACGCGAAGCAAGGCUUUUGGCAGGUAAAACUCCAUCCAAGUUGUACAGACCUUUGUACUUUUAAUACGGUAUUCGGGAGAUAUAAAUUUUUAAGGAUGCCUUAUGGAAUCUCCUCGGCAUCUGAAAUAUUUCACAAGCGGCUGUAUAGUCAUUUUGAUGAUAUAGAGGGUGUAGUGUUAUUUGUUGACGACUUGUUAGUGUAUGGACCAACUAAGGAAAUUCAUGAUCAGAGAUUAAGAGCGGUGUUGAAUAGAUGCAAAGAUAUUAACAUAAAACUAAAUAGGCAAAAAUGCAGAAUCGGCUUAUCCGAGAUAAAAUAUCUUGGCCACAAAAUUGGCAGCGAUGGUAUUCGUCCGGACGAUUCUCACAUAUCAGCGAUUAGGGACAUGCCUACGCCGCAAAAUGUAAAAGACGUGGAAAGAUUUUUGGGUCUUGUAACAUACGUUAGUAAUUUUAUACCCAACUUCUCUGAGAAGUCUGCUAAGCUAAGAGAACUUUUGAGAAAAGACAUUGAAUGGCAUUGGGACAAAAAUCAUGAAGAUUGUUUUAAAGAGCUUAAAACAGGUCUAACCUCUUCACCAGUAUUGCAAUACUAUGAUAUAAACGCACCAGUGGUGAUUUCUGUUGAUGCGAGCAAACAUGGUUUAGGUGCUUGUUUACUACAAGGGAAUUUACCAGUUUGUUACGCUUCCAAGUCGUUGACAAAGACAGAGCAGGCAUACGCUCAGAUCGAAAAAGAGCUGUAUGCUUGCGUCUUCGCUUGCGAGAAAUUCUAUACAUAUAUAUAUGGCCGAACAAACAUAAUAAUAGAAACCGAUCAUAAGCCACUUGUAAACAUAAUUAAUAAACCCCUUGCCAAUGCUCCAGCACGAUUGCAGAGAAUGUUGAUGCGUUUAUAUCCAUACACGUUUACAUUAGUGUACAAGCCUGGCAAAUAUUUGUAUAUCGCGGACGCACUAUCGCGUGCACCUGCACCGAACGCAGGCACGCCCCUCCCCCCGCUCGACCAUCUCGAAGCGCAGGCGCAAGUAUGCGCAAUCGCGGCUACUAAUGCUUUAACCGACACACAUUUAUUAGAGAUACAAAGGUGCACAAAGGUGGAUGAUGAGCUUCAAAGUUUAAUAAAAGUAAUUAAACGUGGUUGGCCAAAUGGGAAGGAUAAACUAAACGAUACUUUAAAAUGUUACUGGAAUAUUAGAGACGAACUUACUACUGAUUUUGGAAUGAUAUGGAAGGGUAAUAGGAUUGUCAUACCAAGGUGCAUGCGACACGAUAUGUUAAAAAAAAUCCACUCCAGUCACUUGGGAUUAGAUAAAUGCAAACUUAGGGCUAGGGAGACAGUGUACUGGCCAAAUGUUAAUUCACAAUUACAAGAUUAUCUGUCUAACUGUCAAGCGUGCCUCACCUAUAAAAAACAGAAUUCGAAGGAGCCUCUGAUUUCACACGAAAUACCGAAAAAACCAUGGCGUAAAGUAGGCGUAGAUAUUUUUCAUCUAGCGAAUCGGUCGUACAUACUUGUUGUAGAUUACUUCAGUAAAUUUAUAGAAAUAGCGAAAUUACAAAGUUUAAAAUCAGAAAACGUAAUUUCUGAACUUAAAUACAUAUUUCGAAGACACGGCAUACCGAAAAUUAUAAUGAGCGACAACGGACCAGAAUUUUCCUCUAACCUUUUCAAAGAGUUUUCUUUAAAUUGGAAAUUCCACCACGUCACUUCGUCCCCUGGAUACGCGCAAUCAAACGGCCAAGUGGAACGAUCCAUACAAACAAUGAAGAAUAUUAUUAAAAAAACUAAUUUCGACGGGUCAGAUUUAGACAUUGCGUUGUUAGAGUAUGUAUGUACACCGAUAAGUGAUAAUUUACCGUCACCUGCAGAGUUGUUAUAUAACAGGAAACUUCGAAGUAUAAUACCGCAUAAAACUAACCCAACGGUACCUAAGAUAAGAACGCAACAAGAGUAUCACGAUAUAUUAACACAAAGACAGGGAAUUCAAAAACAUUAUUUUGAUUUACGGACUAGAAACUUAAGCCCCUUAAGAAUUGGACAAAAAAUAAAAUUAAGACUAUUAAAUAGUUGGGUUCCAGGUAUAGUGCACAGCAUUUUAGGGCCUAGGUCAUAUCUGAUCUCAAUGCCUAACGGUAACAUUCUGCGACGCAACAGGAGACAUCUAAUUAUAGAUGCGUACAAAAGACCAGAACCAACAUAUUUUAACCUAGACGAUGACGUAAUCUCUCCCUCGUUGGUUACGCAACCACAAACAACAUCCAGCUCCAACCAACCGAUUGUUCAGUCAGCUGAUCAGAAUGUGCAAACUAAUAUGUUUUAUCGUACUCGUUCCGGCAGGACAGUGCGACCUCCUGAUCGGUGGGGAUACCCCUCCACGUCCGCCGCGGUCAAUCGUGUCACGUGA
Molecule: messenger RNA, 4203 nt
Organism: Cydia strobilella
Lineage: Eukaryota; Metazoa; Arthropoda; Insecta; Lepidoptera; Tortricidae
Exons: 1
Coding region: 1-4203 (1400 amino acids)
Biological process (GO): DNA integration
Molecular function (GO): nucleic acid binding; zinc ion binding
Source: RefSeq, a predicted model, not a curated record